CUCGUGAAGCCUACAGGAGGCCACCUAGGCCCUUGCCAUUAUUUACAGAUGUUGCAAGGCUCUACGCGGCGGGAGGGGCGCUGGAAUACCAGAUACCUGUAAAGGUUUAUGCAGGUCUAUAACAAAGCCGUGGUCACCCGCAAAGUAAAUGGCACAUAUACUUGCGUUUUAUAUUGUUUGUCCCCAAUCAUUCCUAGUUGCAACUAUACUCGAGUAUAUACUCCCUUCGGUAUUCAGAAUCAUGACGAGAAAGUCGGGUUCUCAACCCGGCACAAGGCAAUCCAGCUCCAGUGCAUCCAUCACAACAGCGCUUACCCCGUCGACUGAAAGCGAAAAAAGCUACGACUUCCCUCACGAAGAAUCUAGAACCGGACAUGAUUCAGGAAGUUUUGCUGCGGAUAGAGCGGGUCUCCAUCCAUCCUCGACUUUGACCGAAGGAAGCCAAGAUGCAGCAUUGGCCGAUGGAAUUGGUAAAAUACACUUAUCCAGCGCGGGCGGGAACUUCGGUGUGUCCGAGUUACAAUCGGCCAUCGAUGAUUUGGCAUCAUCUACGAGCACCCCAAGGGGAUCGCACCGAUGUGAGACCCCAGAUUCGUCGGAGCAUUUGUCUCCCCCACCGCGCCCAACUGCGCGAAGACGGUCUAGUCCGCGGACGAGGCAGCCGCCUCAUGUAGUCGAGGAGGAAGAACCUCCGCAAGAUCGAUUUCAUGAACCGGGGCUCCAGAAAGCUUUAUCGGAGACUAAAGACCGAGUGAUACAACUCAAGGCUGUUCUGGGGAGCAGUGAAUUACAUGUUCAGCCGGAUUCUACGGUGCAGCGACUCUAUGAGAAGACCUCUUCAUUGUCUGAUUUCAGUAAACCGUUUGAGAGAACUGUUGCAUUCGUAGGAGACUCUGGUGUUGGCAAGAGCAGUCUGCUCAACUCACUGCUAGAUUUCCGUGCACUUGCACGCACAAGCAACGGCGGUGUAGCUUGUACAUGCAUUGCCACGGAGUAUCACUAUCAUGACCGCGACGACUUCGCUAUCGAAGUGGACAUCUUUAGCAGUGACGAGCUUGACGAGAUGCUUCAAGACAUGUUACAAGCUUUCCGCCACUAUGAGUUUUACGGGGAUGAGAUGGCUGGGGAUGAAAAGGUGGAAUGCGAGCAGCGAAACAGGAUUGCUUGGUACACAUUCCAGUCCAUGUUCGGGAAUCACUUGAUGAACCGCAGUCAAAUGCUCACAGAUGACUCUGAGGAAGCAGUUCUGGCAACCUUGCGUUCGUGGGCGCACGAGAAUGCUGCUGAAAUAUUCGAAGGUCGCCGGGUGCUGGCUUCGCUGGCAGAAUGUUCGGGUUGUCUUGUUGAACUCACUUCUGACCCAGCCACUCCCACUGAAAGGGCUGUGUGGCCGUUUGUGAAGCGGCUCAGCGUGUUUUUGAAAGCGCAUGUUUUGAGCAAAGGUCUAAUAUUUGCUGAUCUUCCUGGACUUCGAGACUUGAACACUGCCAGGCGGAACAUUACCGAGCGAUACAUUCUCGGUUGCGACGAAGUUUUUGCAAUAGCAGCAAUCGGCCGCGCCGCAAGCGACGAAGGUGUCAAAUGUGUUAUUGAUCUUGCCAAAAGAGCUAGUCUGUCCAACGUCGGCAUUGUUUGUACGAAGUCUGAUGACAUCAAACCCAAUGAAGCCCUCACAGAUUCAAAGGGAAAGACAGCUGCUCAUAUACGACAACUGAUGGACAACGUUGACUCAAGCGAAGAGCAGCUCAAGCAAGUAGAGGAAGAAUUAAGAGAUUAUGAUGAAGACGACUUGAGCGACGAGGAAAGAGAUAUAGCCCGUGAGCUUUCAAGGGACCUGGCACGACUCUCGAGAGAAACAAACAACAAGAAGUUUGAACUCAAACGAUACAUUAUCCAGAUGCGUAAUCGCAAAGUGAUUUUUAGUCUACGACAAAACUAUCAGCAUCUGGUCCCAGACCAUGGCCUCAAAGUAUUCUGCGUCAGUAAUGACGAUUAUUGGUUGACAAGGAACUCACCACGGGACGAAGCCAUGCCAUUGCUCCAACUCAGUGGCAUCAUCUCAUUGCGUAAGCACUGCAUAUCGAUUGUCUCAGAGGGCCAAUAUCAAAGCGCCAUCAAGUACAUUCGGCAUGACGUUGCGGCUCUGUUCAGCGACAUAGAGCUUUGGGUUCGAUCGGGUGCGCCAAGUUUGGAUGCCGAGCGAAAACAAGAGAUUAGAGAAGCUGUCGACGUUGUUGAGCGCUGUCUGAGAAACGCUCUCGUGGGACGCCCCUCUCACCUAAGAAGUUUUGUUCCAUCUGCGAGGGUAACUUUCGAGGAAAUGAUUCAAAAACACCAAAGGGACGUCGCUGAAUGGAGUCGGGCCGCGAGAGACGCUGCAGUUAAUUGGUCCGAGUGGCAUCACGGUACAUACGCGGCCUUUUGCCGAAAUUACGGGGACCAUUGCACCCGUGCCGUCGGCUCACGAAACUGGAAUGAAGAGGCUACAAAGACGAUGGUCCGUGAUCUGACUCACCCCUGGCAGAUCUUGAUGGAAAAAAUCCAUGACGGUGAACAAACCUUUAUGGCCUCACUUGAAGGAACAAUACAAUCGAUGGUUCAUCAUCUUGAGACAAAUAUCCAAAAUUCGCCAGAACUGUCCGACACCCUCAUUGAUGCCAUGAUGUCGCGUCAGGAUCUAAUAAGAGAUGAGCUUGAGAAGAUUACAGAGGAAUUGGCAUCAAACCUAGCGACUUUGAAGACGGAUGUAUUUUCCGGUAUCCGCACCUCCUUCGUCGGGAAAGCCAUGGAAUUGGCAUACAGAGGGUGCAACAUGGAGUCUGGUACCGGCAGUCACAGUCGGCGAAAAGCCAUCGUGAAUCGCCAUAUUUCUCAAGAGGCGCUCUUCGAUGGUAUCCUGAGGGAAACGACAACCCAUUUCCGGGCAUCCGUUACAAGAUGCGAGACCGAGGUUAGACGGGUUCUUCGAGAGCAGUUAGGAGAAUUCAAGGCCACAUGGGAUAUCGUGCGCAAUGAGAACGCCGCCACGGAAGGCGAGCAAGACCCGGGCUUUCGUCAGCGUGUGGAAAGUACACUUCAAGUAAGCCAGGAAACAAUGCGAGGGAUUGAGUCAGUGCCGGAGAUCCAUGAAAAUUAAUUAACAUCGAGGUCUUGGCAAUCUCAAAAACUAAGAUCGUAUAGUCUGCUUUAACUAGUCACACUAACUCGUUUCUAAAACCUCGACAAAAAUAGUUUUAUUUUCGGAAGUUGGAGAAGUUAUCCUGGUUCUUAUAGAAUAGUGAUGGGAAAAUUAUAGCAGACCUAUAAAUUAAGGGACAAAAUAAUGAAGUGUAUG
Messenger RNA from Truncatella angustata, 3334 nucleotides. RefSeq lists its product as uncharacterized. Bases 149 to 3136 code for a protein of 995 amino acids. The transcript is spliced from 16 exons. Lineage: Eukaryota; Fungi; Ascomycota; Sordariomycetes; Amphisphaeriales; Sporocadaceae. The record is from RefSeq and is a predicted model, not a curated record.